Messenger RNA from Trichoderma citrinoviride, 383 nucleotides. RefSeq lists its product as hypothetical. The transcript has a single exon. Bases 42 to 236 code for a protein of 64 amino acids. The record is from RefSeq and is a predicted model, not a curated record. Lineage: Eukaryota; Fungi; Ascomycota; Sordariomycetes; Hypocreales; Hypocreaceae.
GUGGGAGGACGAAGCACAGGAACAAGAGGGCCGUCAGCAGUAUGCAGUUCCAGUGUUCCGUCUGCCUCGUAGGGGUCCAGACAAAUGCGCGGCAAGUCAUAAACGCAGAGCAGGGCUGCUUGUCCAUGGCGACUGACGACAGCCACAUCGGCCAAGACAUGCGCUUGGUAUGUAUGACCCGGGGUGCUGGGCAUAAUGUCGUAUUCUGGUACCUUGCGUUGGUCGGCCCUAGCUAGGAAGAAAACUUGGGGCGAUACAGUCGGUAGGCUGCCACUAGUCUGCAAGGCUUUGGAUUGUCGAUUUGGACUUGGGGAUCUGCGUGUGGUCACCCCUGGUCAUCCGGCACGGCGGAAAAGAGGCUUUGUUGGAGGACAGGCCAGGGG